AUGGGAAUGUGGGGCAGUGGUUUAGGUAAGGCCUGUUUCUGAGAGAGAGCCCAGCUUUGAUUUGCUGUCAGAAAAUAAUAAACCAAACCAUUCCUGCUAAGGACUCCCUCUUCUUCUGCAGGUUUGUUCAUACAGCUUAGCUUUCAGUCUGCUUUCAAUAAUGUUCCUCAGCAGCUGGCAGGCUACAACACACACCUGGAUAAACACACUCCGCUCGAGCUCUUGUCCUGUUCGCUCUCGCCGCUGAAGACCAUUGGCUGCUGCGGGGGCCUUCGCUGUCAGGCUCCGACCGCAGAUCAAUCUCACUUCAGCGGCACUGUCCAUCUCCACAGCAGAGGGACGCUGCGGCCAAAGGCCCACCCAAAAUCCCCGCAAAUCCUCCCCCUGCAGAGCAAGCGGGACUCGCAGCAGCGCGCAUUACCUCAGGAGGCUGACGCGAGCCGGCCCCUCUCUCGUCCUGUGCGAUCGUAUCAGCUCGGGUGA
Xyrichtys novacula (pearly razorfish) is the source of this 483-nucleotide messenger RNA. The record is from the annotation of a GenBank genome assembly. NCBI's taxonomy places the organism in Eukaryota, Metazoa, Chordata, Actinopteri, Labriformes, Labridae.